AUGGGAAAUAUCGCUGGGCUUCGCCUAGCUGGUUGCGGCCCCACCUCAAUGUGUACAGGAGUGGGAAACUGUGGAGACUGGAAGAACCGUCAAACCUCCUCCGAUGGGCUGGUGCUGGGACCGUGGGGGAAGGGCUCAUCCCCUUCGUAUGAGUACCCUGCGUGCGGGUCAUCAUCGACACCAAGGAAUCCUUUCGAGGGACCUCAGCUAGAAAGUCCCGCCUCCUCCGCAAGUCCUGCGCGUGAUCUUGUCAGGAAGUUCGUGCGCGAUAUGUUGCAGGGUGUGGCUGCGGUUCUUCCUCCUGCCUGGCCUGGCGACGUGUGUGGACACAACGUGACAGUGUCCUUGGAUAAGAGGAUGAAAGUUCUCUGCGUGCGUUCUACUGAUCCUUCAGUGGAAGUCUCCACGCAGCUAGGUGUCCCGUUGACCAGCAUUGCCAGUAUAGCUUUCGGGUGCUGCAAUCCAGGGGAGGGGCGGCUGAGCGCGACGGAGCACUCCGUCACCCUCUUCUUGGACGAAGGCUACGGCCCGUCCAUAGUGCUCGAGUUCCGCGACCUGGAGGAACGCGACACCUUUGCCAUCUGUCUGUCCAUGUUCGUUGACGGCAGAAAGGUGGAAGUGGAUUGCCGAGAGAAGCGUCAAUUGCCUUGUGCUAUGCCAUCCUUCAGCCCCUCUGUGUCCGAAACCAUGAACGCUAGUUGGGCGCAGUGUGCCAAUGUUUCGUUCGGGCAGAGCCCGACCCGGAAUGCGCCGGAGGAGUGGCGGAAACUGGCAUGGCAGCUGUCCGGGUGCGAGGCAUUUGAGGCAAAUGCGCGCGAGCAAGAGCACGCCGGAGCUGCAACAGCUCGAGAGGCUCGCGCGAUGGCACCUCCGCUUUGCCCUCGCUUUGCCUUUCAGGGCUCCUUCCGGCUCGAAGGAGCUGCAUCUCCCGUCGGGAAUAAGCUCGACUUCCGCAGGCGAGCAGCUGAGAUCGUGGCCCUGAACUCGCUCUACGCGCAGUCCAGCUCUGGGAGCCUGCAGCACGCAGCCAUUCCGCGGAUACGGCAUGUCUUGGAGGCCAGAGACGAGCUUCUUGCCGAGCAAGCCAGUGAGAACCGUGGCAUGAUACGUGACAAGCAUUGGGUGCGUGAUCGUCUCCGUCGUGAGAAGGCAUUUUCGGCCCAGGUUCCACCUGCUGUUCAGGCUGAGCCCAAGUGGGUCCUGCGAAGAGGGACGUGGUACUACGAAGGCGGCCCUUCGCCGGAGAGGCUACCUGCAGACGAGGCAAUGGACAACUUCGUGAAGGCAGAGGAAGCUAGAGGCUCCUCCUUUUCUUUGAGGUGGUCCAAGCAAGUUCGAGAGCUUCAAGCGAUGCAGCGGCAGGCACGAAAUCGGAAAGGCGAGAAGCUCUGGCUGUCCUUACUCAUGGAACAGGAGCUCCUGCCGGCUCGUGCGGCGGUUCCACGGCUCCGGCUGUGGCACGGUGACAUCUUUUCGCAAAAUUCCAACUCUUUGGAGUUCUCCAACUUCAUGAGUCAGUGCCUCGCAGAUCCAAAGGUGGUCCAUAGCUUGAGUCAUGUCCGGAGCCCCUUGUGCGCCGAUGCAGAACGCGGAGCUCGGACUCUGGUGUUUGUUUGGUUCUGCGAGGCCUCCGACGCCUGGCCGGGCAAAGAGAAGCCUCUGGAAGUCCAGGAUAGCAACGCCCACCACCUGACUCACUCCGUGCCACCCGCCAUCAGCCGGCAAUGCUUGCGGCAAGCUCAGCCAGAAGGCCAGUUUAGCCAGCUGCCGGAGCAGCUCACACGUACGCGGCCGUGUCGAUGCGAUUCGAAGGCACAUGCAGUCAAAGGUGCGGAAAGCAUUGCCACGUUGCCACUAUCCCGCAAAUCUGGCAUCAAGCAUGACUACGUGGACUAUUGCCUCAACGAGGAGCAAUUAGCAAUCUGCCGCAGCGGUGGGCUUCCUGCUGACUGGCACCUGAGGGCUGGAUGGAGCAUUGCCUAA
Molecule: messenger RNA, 1983 nt
Organism: Symbiodinium sp. CCMP2592
Lineage: Eukaryota; Dinophyceae; Suessiales; Symbiodiniaceae
Source: the annotation of a GenBank genome assembly